Messenger RNA from Rubroshorea leprosula, 1618 nucleotides. The record is from the annotation of a GenBank genome assembly. NCBI's taxonomy places the organism in Eukaryota, Viridiplantae, Streptophyta, Magnoliopsida, Malvales, Dipterocarpaceae.
AAUCAAGGUGGAUUCAAGCUCAAUGUUUGGAACAAACAAAAAGAUCAUUGCAGAAGAAAUUGCAAAGGAGGAGGAAGAGUACAAAAACAAUGCUCCGAUUGUAGAAAUCUCCAAGCAAUGUAAAUCACAACAGGCAGCAGCACAAGAUAAACUGAAAUCUAUAGCUUUGCCGCAAGUCUUCAAGCGUGGGGAGCAUGGAAGCCUCCAGUUCAGGAUAUCAAGAGAAUCUCCUGUAAAUUCGAAAGAGGAAGAGUAUGCUGCAACUACAGAAUUGGAAACCGGAGGGAAGCAAUCGCCCAGUUCAGUUGCGGAGGACGAAGAACAUAACAAAGGAGAUAAAGAGAACGAGUUCAGGUGCUUAGCAAGGCGAGACAUGAGAAUCUGGUCAUGCUCUUGGGAUCUUGCUCCGAAGGCAACCAUUGGCUCCUCGUGUAUGAAGCAUACCCGGAGACCUCUGAGUUGGGAGAAAAGGAUGAAGAUUGCACUGGGAGCUGCCACAGGAUUACAGUAUCUGCACGAAAACAAUAUCAUACAUAGAGAUAUGAGGCCAAACAAUAUCCUUGUUACUCAUGAUUAUGAAGCAGUGCUUGGAGAUUUUGGUCUGGCGAGAACACAGCCGGAGGACUCGGAGCAUUCCUUCGAGACGGAGGUGGUUGGAACUCUAGGAUACUUGGUACCGGAAUAUGCAGCGUUGGGGAAAGCUUCGACCAACCAAGACCGAUGUUUAUUCAUUUGGAGUGGUGCUGUUGCAGUUGAUUACCGGACUGAAGACAACAGACAAGAGACUUGGCGGGAAAGACGAUACGAUUCUGUCAUCUUUCAGGCAAGACCACAGUUGAAAGAGUGGAAUUACCCUGAUCUGAUUGAUCCCAGAAUUCUUGAUUCCCAUGAUGUUCAUCAAUUGUUUGGGAUGGUUCGAGUGGCAGAGAAAUGUUUGAGCAGAGAUCCUCAGAAGAGAUUACCGAUGGAUAAGGUAACCUCGAUUAUUGCUGACUUAAGUAUCGGAGUGUCUACCCCGAGAAUCCACCUCGGGGCUUUGCAGGUCAAUUCAAAGUGUAGAUACGGACUGAAGAAGGACUUCUGGUUUGGUGCAGUUACAAAUCGCUUAAUGGAUUGUGACAAAGCUUGUAAUAUCAGAGACUUCUGGCCGGCUAAUUCAGAUUCCGGGAGCAGAGACUCCUCUGGGUCACCGGAAGAUGAUUCCAGCUUUGCUAUGGAAACUACAUCUAUUUCGAUAGGUAGCAUGAAUCAAAUUAGUUCAAGAUUGCUGCCAAUUCCCUCCAUACAAGUCCUCCAUUCCAGGAAAACAAGCUUCUCCACUCUCUACGGUGAAUCAACUUCCGGAAGUGAAGAGUUACGAGUACUAGCAGAAAAUAAGUCUUACGGUAUGAGUGGUAUCUCUAAGUUCAUGCUUGUUAAUUGCCUGAAUAACAGUCUGUUGCAUGGAAAACAAUUCGUGUUGGAUUAUCAAAUUACUAAGUUCCACAAGCAUGCAUUUGAAAAUUCUGCAUUUCGUGUCAAAAUUUCCCCUCAAACAGGAAUGAUGUCUAAGAAAACCCAUUUCAUUCAUACAUUCAAGUGAUCAGAAAACGGGUGCAAAUCAAAAGAUCAAAAACUA